Brachypodium distachyon (stiff brome) is the source of this 2358-nucleotide messenger RNA. RefSeq names its product serine carboxypeptidase-like 27. NCBI's taxonomy places the organism in Eukaryota, Viridiplantae, Streptophyta, Magnoliopsida, Poales, Poaceae. Gene Ontology annotation, cellular component: vacuole. The record is from RefSeq and is a predicted model, not a curated record. Gene Ontology annotation, biological process: proteolysis. Gene Ontology annotation, molecular function: serine-type carboxypeptidase activity. The transcript has 9 exons. The coding region runs from base 755 to 2110 and encodes 451 amino acids.
GCUGCCGCGCGCUACCGCCCGCGUUUCCCUCCAGAGUCCAAACCAAACCCCCAUGUGCUCGUUUCAGCUUCUUCUUCCACCUCCAUUUCGUUUCGUUUCACACGCUCGCCCGCCGCCACUAUACUAAUUGCCGACACCCCCGCACACCACUUGCCGCGUCGCUGCGCAGGCAAUAUGCCCGCGGAUCGGCAGCACACACCGAAUGCACCCACGAAUCUCCGGGCCAUCUGAUCCCCGGCCCCUUCCCUCUGCUGCUGGCUGCCCCCCUGCCUGAGCUGUACUGCUCUUCCUCCUAACCAAUCACUCGACCAAUCAUCGCGGCCUCCGAGGGGAAAAUCUCGGCGCAUUUCGCCUGUACCUUGGCGCACUGGGGGGGUCAGAGGGAAGAAUGAGAGGGAAUAUGGGCCAUUUUCUUUAGCGCGUUGAGGUCGGAGGGGAUCAGGGGACCCAGAAGAGGCCCUGAGCUGUCGCUGGCGUAAGGAUCAAAAAUCAAUCCCCCCCGGCGCUGCUGAAAUCCAUGCGAGCGACCUGGCAUUCUUGGUGGCCCUGAAUUUCUUAUACUACCUCCCCUCCAGUCAGCAGCAGCAAGUGUUGCGUACUGAGCAAGAGCAAGCAAGGUCCCGUGCUUGCUUUGCAGGCAGCUCGGGCAGGUCCACUGCUUCUGCUUCUACUCCCGUUGUGUGUGCUGCCCAGUGCGCAGGAGACUACUACUGCCACUAGUCCAGCAAUUGGAGCUUUGCUCUGUCCGUCCCCAAUGGCUCGCGAGGUCGCGGCUUUGCUGCCGCUGCUGCUGCUAGUGUCAGUGGGGAUGGCUGACCAGGAGAGCGACCGGAUCCGGGAGCUCCCGGGGCAGCCGCCCAAUGUGGGGUUCUCGCAGUACUCCGGCUACGUCACGGUCAACCCGGCGAGGGGCCGCGCGCUCUUCUACUGGCUCGUAGAGGCGGCGCCGGCGGCGGGGCCCAUCGCGCCGCUCGUGCUGUGGCUGAACGGCGGGCCCGGGUGCUCGUCCGUCGGCUACGGCGCGUCGGAGGAGGUCGGCCCGUUCCGUAUCAGGCCGGACGGCAAGACGCUCUACCUCAACCCCAAUUCUUGGAACAAGGCGGCCAAUUUGCUCUUCUUGGAGUCGCCGGCGGGCGUGGGGUUCUCGUACUCGAACACGUCGUCGGAUCUGUACACCGCCGGAGAUGCCAAGACAGCACUGGAUGCCUACGCUUUUCUGGUCAAUUGGUUGGAGAGAUUCCCACAGUACAAGUACAGGGAGUUCUACAUUGCAGGAGAGAGCUAUGCAGGCCAUUAUGUACCCCAGCUAGCCAAGCUCAUAUAUGAAAAGAGCAAGGGCAUUCAGAAUCCCAUAAUGAACCUCAAAGGAUUCGUGGUGGGGAAUGCGGUUACUGAUGAUUACAACGACUAUCUUGGUACAUUUGAGUACUGGUGGAGUCAUGGUUUGAUCUCUGAUAGCACUUACCGCAACCUGAAGGCGACAUGCAUAUUUGAUUCCUCCGAGCACCCUUCUCCUGAAUGUGUCAAGAACCUGAACCUGGCUAGUUCCGAAGAAGGCAAUAUUGAUCCUUACAGUCUGUAUACAAAGCCCUGCAACAACUCAGCCUCUCUCAAACUUGGCCUUGGAGGACGCUAUCCUUGGUUGUCCAGAGCUUAUGAUCCUUGCACCGAAAGAUAUGCAAAUGUUUACUACAAUCUGCCAGAAGUCCAGAUGGCGUUACACGCUAACACCACUGGAAUCCAAUACCCUUGGAAAACUUGCAGCGAUAUUGUCGGAUCAUACUGGGCGGAUUCACCAAAAUCUAUGCUUCCUAUCUACCAAGAGUUAAUUGCAGCUGGUAUCAGGAUAUGGGUUUUCAGUGGGGAUACAGAUGCAGUAGUUCCUGUAACAGCAACAAGAUACUCGAUAAAAGCUCUCAAGCUACCAACGCUGAUGAAUUGGUAUCCUUGGUAUGACCAUGGGAAGGUUGGAGGAUGGAGUCAAGUUUACAAAGGACUAACUCUAGUCACGGUAACAGGUGCAGGGCAUGAGGUACCCCUGCACCGGCCUCGACAAGCAUUAAUACUAUUCAGACACUUCUUGAAGGACACACCAAUGCCAACUCAAUAGCCACUUGAAGCAAAAUGAUAGGGAAACUACGAAGAUCAUAUACACUGUUUUUUCACAUUCUUCUUCUUUUGUUUGAUUUGAUUAUUACAACAUGUUAUUCAAUCAUCUCUAUUGAAUGUAUGUAGGUUUCUUAGCUAAUAGGGAAAUCUGACAUUUGUACUGCUGCAGCUAAAGAGCUAAUUGUAUAUGAUAAUGAAAGUGAUUAUUUGAGCAGUACAAUUUCCAGGUAUACAACUUAUUUACGGAAA